GUAUGAAUCUAAGAAUUAUUUAAAGUCAAAACUAAUGAACUUGACUUAGUAGCCGUAAAUCAUAGUUAACUACAUCCUAUGACUUUUGAACCGAGUUGAGAUUUCCAUAACCAAAGGCAUUUUAGACUGGUUGUUACCUACUGUUGUCAAAUAGUAAAGGUAGUUAUAAUGCUACUGGGAAUUUCAGGACCUCAGCAAGUUCUAUAUUGUUUUUCCAUGUUAGUGAAUGCUCUUGAUUCUUCAUCUCCUAGGCUGUUGUAUUCAUAUGACUAUGUAGGUCGUGUAGCGGAUAAUUGAUUGAAUUGGAUGAUUGUUAGUUCUGAAUCUGCUUUAUAUGCUGCAACUGAGAGUGAUAUCAUUGUUGGUGUGAAAGUCAGUCGAAAUGCCACAACUGAAAGUGAUUUCAUUGUUGGUAUGAUGGACACUGGAAUUUGGCCUGAAGGUGAGAGCUUUAAAGAUGAAGGUUUUGGUCCUCCUCCUAAGAAGUGGAAAGGUGUUUGUGAAGGCGGCAAAAAUUUCACCUGCAACAAAAAGAUCGUUGGUGCUCGAUAUUACUUAACAGACUCUGCAAGGGAUUUCUGGGGUCAUGGAACUCACUGUGCAUCAAUUGUAGCCAGGAGUCCUGUAAAGGAUGUAAGCUUUUACGGACUAGCAAAUGGUACUACAAGAGGAGGUGUACCUGUUGCGAGAAUCACAGCAUAUAAAGUCUGUGAUCUUGAUUUCGGGUGUAGUUCAGACAGUAUCAUGGCUGCUUUUGACGAUGCAAUUGCUGAUGAAGUUGACAUCAUUUCAAUUUCACUUAAUGGAUUUUUUCGUUCUGAGCCUCAUUUUUAUAUUGACCCGAUUGCAAUUGGUGCCUUUCAUGCCAUGAAGAAAGGGAUACUAACUUCACAGUCUGCCGGAACCAUAUUUAAUAGUUAUAAGGUUGGUCCUGUGUCAAGUGUAGCACCAUGGAUAUUCACAGUUGCAGCUAGUACCACAGAUCGCCGGAUUAUUGACAGCACUGUUCUUGCAAUUGGAAAGAAACUAGUCGGGCACUUUACGAACACGUUCACAUUAAAUGGAACAAAUUUUCCUCUCAUAUAUGGAAAAGAUGCUUCAAGAACAAAAUGCUCUCAAAGCUAGCUUGGUAAUUCUUGUCCCUGUUUCACUUUUACUGCAUACAAUAUAAAGGAAUAAAAAUGAAACUAUAGUACUGACUUCUUGUUGCAUUUUAGUAUAUGUUGGGAAGGUUGCCUGGACCCUGAUUUAGUUAAGGGAAAGAUAGUUGUAUGUGAGAAGAACACUAGAUUUCCUGGGGCUUACAGAUCUGGGGCAGUUGGGAUAAUUUUUGUUAAUUUUAUGAACAAAACUUUUUCUCAAGUUCUCCCAUUUCCUGGGGUGAAUUUAAUCACAGAAGAGCUAAAUGUGGUCAAGUCCUACAUGAACUCCACCAGGUAUAGAUUCAUUUGAAUACUGUUAAGGUUGGCGAUUUUCGAUCACGUUGCUUUUUAAAUUCUUGAAAGCCUCUCUUAUUUUACAGGGUCCCUCAAGCGACGAUAUUACAAAGUGAAGUCAUAAAAGAUGUUGAUGCGCCUCUUGUUUCUAUCACGUCUGCGACUGGACCAAAUUUAGUUGACUAUGUUCUGAAUUUGAUGAUUCUUCAUCUCCUAGACUGUUGUAUUCAUUUGACUAUGUAGGUCCAGGACGAGGAGAUGAGGACCUAUACCGGGACGGUGAGAGACUUUGUACGAGCUAUGUCUAGCCUCCAAAUCUCACUACUAGCACUUAAUUUUGCUCCACCUUCGACCUCAGAGCUACCUCGCCUUGUCGAUACCCAGUAGCUUGACAUAUCAAACCUAGAAGACUACUUGUAGUUUUUUCUUUUUUGUUCGAACAUCUUGUACGUACAUUUUCAUAUAUUUUAUA
Malus domestica (apple) is the source of this 1908-nucleotide messenger RNA. The record is from RefSeq and is a predicted model, not a curated record. Lineage: Eukaryota; Viridiplantae; Streptophyta; Magnoliopsida; Rosales; Rosaceae.